AUGCAAUUAUUAAAUCGACCACAAUUACUUUUUUUGGAUGAACCAACAUCUGGUCUUGAUUCAGUCACAGCAUUGGAUUUAUUGCGAACCUUUCAUUCAUUAGCUCAUGGUCGAUCAUCAGAAAAAGUUGUAACUAUUGUUUGUUCAAUUCAUCAGCCACAAUCCAAAAUAUUUUAUCUAUUUGAUUCAUUGAUUUUACUCAAACAAGGUAAUAUUGUAUAUCAAGGUCCACGGCAACAGGCAAUGGAUGUUUAUCGUAUGGCCGGUUUUCCGUGUCCAUUAUACAGUAACCCAGCUGAUCAUCUACUCGAUGUUAUCACGCCAGCGAGAACAAUUGAUGAUCAAUCAGCUUCCUCUGAAAAACAAACAGAUGCUGAUAAAUUAAUAUUAGCAGUUCAAGCUCCUGUUGAAAUCGAUCUGAAUAUGGGUGCACACAAGCGUAUUGCUCAAAUGGCAGAUCUACCAAAAAACCCGUUGUGGAUCACACAAUUCUUUAUCCUUCUUCGACGCAAUUUUCAAGAACAAAUUCGCUCAUCAAAAAUUAUUGUUACAUCGGUCAUUCAAACAAUCAUUAUUGCCAUUUUAAUUGGUUGUGUUUUUCUACAAAUUGGUAACGGACAAUCAAGUAUUCUACGUCGAAGUCCGGUAAUUUUCUUUUGUGCUAUUAAUCAAGGUAUUUUCGGUGCUCUGAUGGUUAUAAAUUCAUUUCCAGUGGAAAGAGCAUUAUCAUUACGAGAACGAGCUUCUGGUACUUAUUAUGCAAGUGCUUAUUUUACAGCCAAAAUUCUAGCCGAUACACUUGUUCAAGCUCCUGUGCCAGUUUUAUUUUCUUGCAUUGUCUAUUUUUUGGUCGGUUUUCAAUUGGUUGCUAGCAAAUUCUUUAUAUUUACAGUGAUCAUUAUUUUAUGUUCUUUUGCUGCAACAUCAUUGGCUCUAAUGAUUUCUGCUCUAUGUAAGACAACAGAUAUGAGUGUCACUGUUUUGCCUAUGGCACUGGAAGUAACACGGCUUUUCGGUGGCUUUUUCUUAGCUCCGGCUCGUUUACCAAAAUAUUUUUCAUGGCUUGAUGCUUUAUCUUAUAUCAAAUAUGUUUAUGUUGCUCUAAGUCUCAACGAAUUAGAAGACCUUAAAUUAACAUGCACAGCUAAUGAGUUGGCGGCAGGUAAAUGUAUAACUGAGGGAGAAGUCACUAUUCGAGAUCUUGGCCUCGAUUAUAUUAGUAUUGGGGGAUGCAUUGGAGUAUUAUUUGCUUUUAUUAUUGGAUGGCGAGUAAUAGCUUUUUUUGGUAUUCGAUAUCUCAAACAUUAA
Messenger RNA from Rotaria sp. Silwood2, 1308 nucleotides. The record is from the annotation of a GenBank genome assembly. NCBI's taxonomy places the organism in Eukaryota, Metazoa, Rotifera, Eurotatoria, Philodinida, Philodinidae.